This is a messenger RNA of Lycium barbarum (goji berry), 2111 nucleotides long. RefSeq lists its product as uncharacterized. The transcript has 7 exons. The record is from RefSeq and is a predicted model, not a curated record. NCBI's taxonomy places the organism in Eukaryota, Viridiplantae, Streptophyta, Magnoliopsida, Solanales, Solanaceae. Bases 451 to 1398 code for a protein of 315 amino acids.
UGGCAAAAUUUCGUGGGCAAAUAAGGCGGGUACUAAAUUUCACUCCCACCCUUUAUUUUCAUUUCCCCCCAUUUAUUUUUCUUUUGGUGUUUAUUAGUUUUCUCUUUCAACAAUAGCUCUUUCCACCCAAAAACUUCACCCAAAAUUCGUACUCCACCAAAAUCAUUCGAUUGCUUCAUGAAAAUUCAACUGAUUCACCGUGCAUAGCUUCGAAUAGUAGCGGAAAAUUGUAGAAUCGCUUCUUCCAGGAGACCAUGAAAAGAAAACGCAAGAAUUCAGCUCAAGCACUGUUGGAAAGUUUAAGAGGACAGCAAGCUGAUAAUAAUAGCCCAACUUCUCAAAAUCUGCAGCAACAAAUUAGUGGUGAUCAAUUUGAUGCCCAACAUGAGAAUGAGAACAUAGAAACCCCUACACUCAGUGAUGACAACUUAAAUUCUUCGUUAAUCUCUAAUGAAGCUAACUCACAGCAGAAAGAGAAAGAGGAGCCCUUACUUGUCAAUAUCAGAGAUAUUUCGACUGGAGAAAUUACAACUCAAAAGAUGCAAGCAGAUCGAGUUUGGAACUUGGAAAAAAAUAAAAAAAAUUAUGGUGGAACUCAACGGGGAUGGACAAGGAAGUGAUAAUGGUUCAAACUUGCUUGUUAGAUUUCUUGGCAAACUUUCUCAAAAGUCAAUAAUUUGUCCAAUAUCAGUUGAGAGAUGGGAUGGAAUGCCAGACGCGAAAAAUCGCCUACAGUGGCAGCUUAUUGAGGAGAAUUUUGAGUUUGAUUAUGUUGUUGGAAUUAAAUGGGUGAUGCAUACUUUACGCGAUAGAUGGAGGGCCUAUAAAUAUACAUUAAGAAAUAAAACCUUCUACCCUAACAAAAGUAAGGAAGAGAUACUUGCUAAUCCUCCGGAAUACGUGGAUUCUAUUGAGUGGGCUGCUUUUGUGCAUCACUAUCAAGAAGAGAAGAUGAAGAAACAAAGUGAACAAAAUACAAGAAAUCGAAGUAAACUUAAAGUCCCGCAUGCCGAUGGUAGCAAAAGCAAUGCAAGGAGAGGUCGUCAAAUGGAGAAAAAACAUGGAAGGCCUGUGUGCCGAAGUGAGGUUAUUUUGUCAACUUUAAUGAAAAAGAAUGGCAACUAUGUGAAUGAAGAAGGGAAGAUUAUAGCUGAUAAAAUAUCGGAGCAUCUAUCUCAAGAUCAAGAACAUGCUGCCACUUUAGGUGUUCCGUUGAAGAUAUUGGCUCAUCCUAAUGAUGCUAUUGGAAAAGUAUAUGGAGCUGAACAUUCUGGUCGUGUGCGUGGUUUGGGUGGUAAUAUUUGCCCCUCGACUGCUUUUGGAAUGCCUAAACAUUCAUUAGUCAUGCGAAUCUUGGUGGUUCUAGUAAUAUGUCUCAUCUACGUGUUGAAGACCUAGAGAAGCAUGUAGGAACCUUGAAAGAGAAGCUCAUUGGAUAUGAAGAGACCAAAGAAAAACUUGAGGAUACCAAGGAACAACUUGUGGAGACCAAGGAACGGCUUGCGCAAAAUGAGAAUCACUUGGCAACUCUUCAUAGGUUUUUACAAGCUAAAUUUGGUAGUGAGUUGCCUAGUUUCAACUUAGAUUCUUCUUAGCCUUUUGUGCAUAGUAUGUUUUUGAACCACUAAAUAUGUAGUGUACAUAACAUUUUGUAUUUCCAUUACACUAGUAAUUGUGGUGGCUUUUUUGUCUAUUCAACGCUUGAAACUUAUGUUUAAUUUGAGAUAUAUGAUAAGUAGAACAUUGAAACUUUGAUCUUGUGUAUUAUGCCCAAUGUAUUAGUGAAUGCUUAUCAUUAUGUAUUGAUACCAGGAAAAUGUAGGGAAAUAAUUCUAUUUAAAAAAAAAAAAAACUGAGCACAUUUGCCACGGUUCAACCGUGGCUAAAAAGUAUAACUGAAUUUGUAUACUACUUACAUUAUCCCUUAAAUUAGCCACGGUUCUCGUGUGGGUAAUUAAAAAUUCCAAAUAUAUUUUCAUUUUUCUGCUGCAAAAUUUAGCCAUGGUUGGACCGUGGCUAAAGAUAAAAUAAACCGUGGCCAAAUAAAGGUUACCACGGACGCAAAAACCGUGGCUAAUGCGCGAGCGACGCCCCUGAUGGGCACGCUUGUA